CCUUUCCCUUUUCUUUUUCCCCCCAUUCCUCUUACUAAUUGCUCACCUAAUUUCCUCAAACUUCUUUACCAAGUAAAACAGGGAGAGGGGGGGCAUGAGGGGAAAAAAAGAGAGGGAAGAGUUUGGGAAUUGUGGGCCCCUCCCACUUUCCGGAGAUGCUCCAGCCCAUCCCUAAAUUGCAGACCAAUGAGGGUGCCUCAUUCGCAACUCAUGCACUCCUUCUGCAAUAGGUAAGGAGAGAGAGACAGAGAGAGCAAGAGAUAUAUGAAAAGAGAAAAACAGAGAGGGGGGAAAGCUGUGAAUGGGUCUGUGAAAGAGAGGCAGUGCAUAAAAAAAGGCCAGAUUGCAAGAUUGAAGAAGAAGAAGAAGUUGGAGCAAAGUGGAAGCCCAUGAGAAUAUACUAGAGACUGAAAGAUAUGCAGAUGAGCACAGAUGAAGAGGUGGACCUUGUGACAGGAUAGUUUUACGGUGCGGAUAACCUGCAGGUAGUAAAACAAGAGAAAAACUUUGGGAAGGUUCAGCAUUCAUCAAAGCUGCCUCGUAAAACAUCUCAGAGGACAGACAGGAAAUCUUGAGGCGCAGGUGGACAGACAGUCAUGCUGCUCAGGCUUCUGCUUCUGUGUGCUGCUGGAAGACUUUGGGGGUCCAACGCCGUAUGGGGGUAUGGAAAGAUUCAGGACGGAGAGGGACCAGAGGCACCUUCAUGCCCAUUUCACUGCCAUUGCGAAGAAGAUGGCAUCUUCCUCACCGUGGACUGCUCGGAGAUCGGACUGUCAUCUGUACCAAGCAACCUCAGCCCUUUCACAACAUACCUGGACCUGAGUAUGAACAACAUCAGUGAGAUCCAGCCCAGAGCUUUUCACCACCUGCACCUGUUAUCAGAGCUGCGUAUCUCAGGGAAUCAGCUGAGGUAUAUCUCAGGCCAAGCACUCCAAGGUCUUCACAACCUCAGAGUUUUGAUGCUUCAGAACAACCAGCUGGAGAGACUUCCAGAUGAUGCUCCAUGGGAUCUCCCCAACCUCCUGUCCUUGCGUCUUGAUGCCAACCUGCUCUCUGAAGUUCCAGCUGAAGCUUUCAAAGGCGUUCGCUCCCUGAGACACUUGUGGCUGGAUGACAACUCCCUAACGGAGAUCCCAGUGAUGGCCCUGGACUCUCUGCCGUCUCUCCAGGCUAUGACGCUGGCCCUCAACCAGAUCACUCACAUCCCAGAUUACGCAUUUGCCAACCUCUCUGCUCUUGUUGUGCUGCAUCUGCAUAACAACCACAUUCAGAGUAUGGGUUCAAGAUGUUUUGAAGGUUUACAGAGCCUGGAAACACUGGAUUUGAACUACAAUGACUUGCAGGAGUUCCCUGUGGCCGUCAGGACACUGAGCAAACUUCAGGAACUGGGCUUCCAUAACAACAAUAUCAAAGCCAUCCCUGAAAGGGCUUUUGUGGGAAACCCUCAUCUCCAAACCAUUCAUUUCUAUGAGAACCCCAUCCAGUUUGUGGGAAAAUCCGCUUUCCAGUUCUUACCAAAAUUGCACACACUUUCCCUGAAUGGUGCAACCCAGAUUCAAGAAUUUCCUGAUCUGAAAGGAACCACCAGCCUGGAAAUUCUGACGCUGACUCGUGCUGGUCUCUCAGCUCUCCCUCUGGAUCUAUGUGAGCAGCUGCCUCGCCUCAGAGUCCUGGAGCUGUCCCACAACCAGAUAGAGGAUCUUCCCAGCUUUUACCACUGUUCAGCUCUGCAGGAGAUAGGACUGCAGCAUAAUAAGAUCAGGAGGAUAGAGUCAAGCACCUUUCAGCAGCUCACCUCUCUCAAAGCCCUGGAUCUGAGCUGGAACGUGCUUGAGUCGAUCCAUCCGGAGGCCUUCGUCUCACUUCAUUCUAUGAUAAAACUGGACCUGUCUGAGAACCGUCUCAGCUCUGUGCCAGUUGCAGGUUUGGGAGGUCUCACGCAUCUCAAGUUGAGAGGAAACACGUUUUUGUAUGAGGCUUUUGGUCCUGAUCACUUCCCCCACAUUAGAGUGAUUGAGAUGCCUUACGCCUACCAGUGCUGUGUAUAUGCAUCCUGUGAUAGCUACAAGCCAGCGAGUCCAUGGGACACGGAGCAGAGCAACACUCACGAAGACCUACAGAAGAGGACUGUAGCCGUGUACCAAAUCCAGGCUGAUGCUCAAUAUGAUCCGUACUUGGAGGAUUUCCAGUUGGAAAUCGAGGAAUCCAAACUGCAGUCCAGUGUCCAGUGCACGCCCACACCUGGACCCUUCCGUCCCUGUGACUCCCUUCUAGGCAGCUGGCUGGUCCGUAUCGGCAUGUGGUCCAUCUCCCUGGUGUCUCUGUUGGGAAACUCCAUCCUUCUCCUGUCCCUCUUUGGAUCCCCUGGAAACCUGUCGCCACUUCGCUUCACUGUGGCCUGCAUGGGCGGUUCCAAUCUGUUGACAGGGGUGUGUACAUGCACCCUGGCCCUCAUGGACGCUUUAACUAUUGGAGAAUUCAACCACUAUGGAGCACGAUGGGAGGGGGGCCUGGGGUGUCAGGUGACAGGAUGGGUUUGGGUGUUUGCAUCGGAGGCGAGCGUGUUGCUGUUGACCCUUGCCGCAGUGCAGUGUGGCGUGAGCGUGACCUGUGCUCGGUUCUAUGGGAAAUCCCCAUCUCUAGGGAGUGUGCGAACAUGUGCAGUUUUUUGCCUCUCUCUGUCGCUGACACUCGCUUCUCUCCCACUAGUAGGGGUAGGAAACUACGGGUCCUCACCAUUCUGUCUCCCCUCACCCCUACCACCCCCAGCCUCUCGCCUUCCAUCCUCCCUGGGCUUUCCUUUGACCCUCAUUAUGAUAAACACUUUUUGUUUGCUUUUGGUCAUAAGUUCAUACAUUCGGCUAUACUGUGAGUUAUUAAGAGGUGAAUGUGAGGGCUUAUGGGACUGUGCUAUGAUCAAACAUGUUGCCUGGUUAAUAUUUACUAACAGUCUCCUCUAUGUACCCGUGGCCUUCCUGUCCCUUUGUUCUCUUCUGGGUCUUCUCUCUUUGGGAGAGGAGGUUCUAAAAUCGGUUCUUCUGCUUCUCCAACCGCUACCGGCGUGCCUCAACCCUCUCCUCUUCCUCCUCUUCACAAGAGACCACUCUCACUUUUUCUUCUGGCCUCGCCCAAAAUCACGUCCCCAGCUGCGAAGAGACCGCACCCUGGACUCGCUGGUUUCUGUGGAGACGGAGAAGAGCUCCUGCUCCGAUACAUCGACCCGGGUGUCGCUCACAGAUGCCGAUGCCAUAUACAGUGAGGGCUCCUCUUUUCAGGCCGGACUCGAUCCAAUCCGAUUUUCCCACUGCUCCUCCAAUUCGUCCGUUGCCCUCAUUCCCUGUCAAACACCAACUCUCACUGGUAGGGAGAGGGUCGAAGAAUGAGGAGAGCCUGAUCAAGAUGCAACUUUCUUAUACUCUGUUCUGUUUUUGCUCUAUCAUGACUCACUUCUCACCUAUGAGCCAAAAAAAGCUAGCUAUAUCAAAAUGUGGGACACAAGGGGCAUUAAGACCAUCAUCACACUGCGGCAGCAGCACCAUCUCUGAGCUAUUGGUGCAUCAGCUCAUCCAAAGCGAUGGGGGACAACAGGAAAGAGGACAACAAAACAAAGUCUUUACAAAUGUAGAGCAGGACUGAAGCUGGUUUCACGGAAAAGACAUUCCUCCAGAAAGUGUCAACACUGUUGAAAGCUGCAGACUUUUCAGUGAACCACAAAUAAUAAAACAAAAAAA
Messenger RNA from Oryzias melastigma (Indian medaka), 3731 nucleotides. It is a transcript of the gene lgr6, whose product is annotated as leucine-rich repeat-containing G-protein coupled receptor 6. Gene Ontology annotation, molecular function: protein-hormone receptor activity; protein binding. The transcript is spliced from 18 exons. The record is from RefSeq and is a predicted model, not a curated record. Gene Ontology annotation, biological process: G protein-coupled receptor signaling pathway. Bases 597 to 3383 code for a protein of 928 amino acids. NCBI's taxonomy places the organism in Eukaryota, Metazoa, Chordata, Actinopteri, Beloniformes, Adrianichthyidae. Gene Ontology annotation, cellular component: membrane.